Hippocampus zosterae (dwarf seahorse) is the source of this 13752-nucleotide messenger RNA. RefSeq names its product ankyrin repeat domain 52a (gene ankrd52a). Lineage: Eukaryota; Metazoa; Chordata; Actinopteri; Syngnathiformes; Syngnathidae. Gene Ontology annotation, cellular component: cytoplasm. The transcript has 28 exons. Gene Ontology annotation, molecular function: protein binding. The coding region runs from base 218 to 3454 and encodes 1078 amino acids. The record is from RefSeq and is a predicted model, not a curated record.
GCCUGUAGGCGGACCAGCGCGAGGCUGGGCAGCGGCAGGCAGCAUCGUCCAAGCCGACAUCAGAUGCAGACAACAACAGUGUCAGAUCGAGAGGGAGUCGCAUUUGUGUUCUCCGCUGGCGAUGGAUGUCAAUUAAAGGGUGGAAACAACAGCGUGCCGCAGUAUACCUCUAAGUUUCAGCCCCAUGAAGGAGCUCCGUCCCGGCUGAGUUCGGGAGAUGGGAGUACUCAACAUUGCAGACCAGCCUCCUCUGGUCCAGGCCAUCUUCAACCGUAAUGCUGACGAAGUACAACUAUUAUUGCACAAAAAGGAGGAUGUCAAUGCACUGGACCAAGAGCGCCGUACGCCUCUUCAUGCCGCUGCAUGCAUGGGUGAUGUUCAUAUCAUGGACCUCCUCAUUGAAUCAGGUGCCAAUGUGAACGCGAAAGACCAUGUAUGGCUCACCCCCUUGCACAGGGCAGCUGCUUCCAGGAACGAAAGGGCAGUGGGUCUGCUGCUGAGGCGCGGUGCUGAUGCCAACGCCCGAGACAAGUUCUGGCAAACGGCGCUGCACGUGGCGGCCGCCAACCGGGCCACGCGAUGCGCCGAGGCCUUGCUGAGCCAGCUGAGCAACCUGAACAUGGCGGAUCGCACCGGCAGAACUGCACUGCACCAUGCCGCUCAGAGUGGAUUCCAGGAGAUGGUGAAGCUGCUGUUGAAUAAGGGAGCCAACCUGAGUGCCAUCGAUAAGAAGGAGCGACAGCCCAUCCACUCUGCUUCUUACUUGGGCCAUGUGGAAGUUGUGAAGCUGCUGGUGUCGCGUGGGGCAGACAAGAGCAGCAAGGAAAAGCAGGGCUACACGCCUCUUCAUGCUGCCGCCGCGAGUGGCUACAUUGAAAUUGUAAAAUACCUGCUGAGGAUGGGGGCAGAGAUUGACGAGCCCAACGCAUUUGGGAACACGGCGCUCCACAUGGCGUGCUAUAUGGGGCAGGAGGCGGUGGCCACCGAGUUGGUCAACCACGGGGCCAAUGUGAAUCAGCCCAACAGGUGUGGCUACACACCUCUGCACCUGGCCGCUGUCUCCACUAAUGGCGCCCUCUGUCUGGAGUUGUUGGUCAACAACGGGGCAGAUGUCAACCAGCAAAGCAAAGAAGGGAAGAGUCCCCUGCACAUGGCAGCCAUUCAUGGACGUUUCACCCGCUCUCAGAUCCUCAUCCAGAAUGGUGGCGAAAUCGAUUGUGUGGAUAGAUAUGGCAAUACUCCUCUCCAUGUCGCUGCUAAGUUUGGCCACGAACUGCUGAUCAGCACUCUCAUGACCAACGGAGCAGACACGGCCAGACGUGGGAUCCAUGGAAUGUUCGCCUUGCACUUAGCUGUGCUUUACGGGUUUUCAGACUGUUGUCGCAAGUUACUCUCCUCAGGUCAGCUGUACAGCAUCGUCUCCUCCAUGAGUAAGGAACACGUGCUGUCGGCAGGGUUUGACAUUAACACCCCUGACAACUUUGGGAGGACCUGUCUACACGCUGCUGCCUCUGGAGGAAAUGUUGAAUGUCUGAACUUGCUCUUAAGUAGUGGCACGGACUUGAACAGGAGGGACCUAAUGGGAAGGACACCAUUACACUAUGCGGCUGCUAAUGGGAGGUAUCAGUGCACUGUGACCCUGGUGAGCGCUGGUGCUGAGAUCAAUGAGCCUGACCAAACAGGCUGCACCCCACUGCACUACUCUGCAGCCUCGCAAGCCUUCAGCAGAGGUGAUGGACAUUUUUAUGGAAAUCAUCAGCAUGAUGAAGAAGAGGUGAAGGAGUCAUACUUUUGCUUGGAGCAUCUUCUGGAUAAUGGUGCUGAUCCCUCGAUGGUCAACGCUAAGGGUUACAGCGCUGUCCACUAUGCAGCUUAUCAUGGCAACACACAGAACCUGGAACUGCUUCUGGAGAUGUCUUUUAAUGCACUUGGCGACAUAGAGAGCAGCAUUCCUGUUAGCCCCCUGCAUCUUGCUGCUGACAGGGGACACUGGCAGGCGCUGCGUGUGCUGACUGAGACGGCUGCCUAUGUGGAUAUGCAAGAUGCUGCUGGCCGCUCUGUGCUCUACCUGGCUGCCCAGAAAGGCUACGCCCACUGCGUGGAGGUGCUCUUGGCCCAGGGAGCAUCAUGUCUCCUUAACGACAACCGCCUCAUUUGGACCCCGAUUCAUGUUGCAGCUGCUCACGGUCACUCCGAUUGCCUGCACAAGAUGAUCGAAUGUGGGGAGGAGGGCGACCUCAUCAACGUUGCGGACAAGUUUGGCCAGACACCUCUAAUGCUCGCCGUUCUCGGGGGUCACACUGACUGUGUACGCUUCCUAUUGGCAAAGGAGGCCGUUCCAGAUGCCAAGGAUAAGAGAGGCAGCACGGCAUUGCACAGAGGGGCGUUGCUGGGCCACGAUUUGUGUGUGGCAACCCUGCUGGAGCACAAAGCUUCUGCGCUGUGUCGGGACUCCCUCGGUCGGACUCCGCUGCACUACGCUGCCUCCAGGGGCCACACUGAGAUCUUGGCCAAUUUGUUGCAGGCCGCCACAGCGGCAACUGAGCUGCAAGACAAACUGCUGGACAACAAACAAUACACCCCGCUCCAUUGGGCUGCGUACAAAGGGCAUGAAGACUGUUUGGAGGUUUUACUUGAAUUCAAAACAUUUAUUCAUGAAGAGGGGAACCCUUUCACUCCACUGCACUGUGCUCUGAUGAAUGGCCACAGCGGUGCUGCAGAACGCCUUCUUGAAUGUGCCGGGGUCCACAUGAUAAACACCAGAGAUGCCAAAGGAAGGACCCCACUGCAUGCUGCUGCUUUUGCCGAGGAUGUCGCAGGACUCCAGCUGGUUCUUCGUCAUGGAACUGAGAUAAAUGCGGUGGACAGCUCUGGACGUUCUGCCCUUAUGGUGGCUGCUGAUAAAGGACACAGUGGAACAGUGGCCAUCCUCCUUCACCGGACAAAGGCGGACCUCACACUGCUGGAUGAGAAUAGGAACACUGCCCUGCACCUGGCCUGCAGCAAGGCUCAUGAAAUGUGCGCCCUGCUAAUUCUGGGAGAAAUCCACAGUCCCACUCUUGUAAACGCUACCAACAGUGCUCUGCAAAUGCCCCUCCAUCUCGCCGCUCGUAAUGGCCUGGCCACUGUGGUGCAGGCGCUGCUGAGCAGAGGAGCCACUGUUCUGGCUGUGGAUGAGGAAGGCCACACCCCAGCUCUGGCGUGCGCGCCCAACAAAGACGUGGCUGACUGCCUGGCUCUGAUCCUCUCUACCAUGAAGCCUUUCCCCAAACUUGACCCAUCCUCUUGCUCGUGCUCCUCCCCUGGCAUCUCCCCUUCGCCAGGCCUCAACUUGCUCAAGCACUGCGGCAUCACGGCCGCCUGCGCCCCCCUGCCGAGCAACGGCCUCCACAAUGGCUACGUCAAAGACCGCCACGGCGCACCAGUUGGCCUGGACGGCUGUCUGUCCGAGUGAGGGGUGACUCCGCCAGGCUCGGUCAUGCUGCUGUCACCGUCAUCUACCACCAGGCGGGGUCUCCCUUUACCAUGGCCAAGAGGACCAGGAGAGCACCCGCCUACAUAUCUAUUCUGUGUAUGUAUGUCCGUAUGUGUCUGUGUGUGCGUGAGUGUUUGAUCUUCUCUUGAGGUGCAGUCAAACCUAAUAUGCAAUUAGAACCCCAUUCCUCCAUCCCAGAGUAGUGCUUACUACAUAGAGGCUUGUUGCUCUACAAGGCCAUGCCGAUCAAGUGUGACGUCCGAACCAAUGUAAUCUGGCCACACGAAAGUCAUUUGAACCCUUUAAAAGCAUCAGCUAUGCUGUGUAACCGGAACCGGUCUCACCGUCAUAUCGUUGAGUGAAGUCAUAUCACUUUGGUGACCUUGUAGAGGAACUUUCAGCCGUCCCAAAAGAAUGAUCAAAGAGUUUCCUUUCAAAAUGUUGAUUUUGUUUUGUUUUGUUUUGUUUUAAGUGUACCUUAGCCUAGAUUGAAAUUUUUAUUUUAAUGAAGGAACCACACAAGGGAGAAAAAAAAAAUCAAAUUCGCUGAAAAGUGCAAUGCUUGUGUACUACAAUACAAUCCGGAAAGGGUCACAAAGAUUCUGUGGUGUACUUUUAAAUGGCUCCUAACUUUUUUGGCAUUGGAAAAUAAUUGACGCUGCUGAAUAUAUGAAGGCGCCUCCUUGCAAAGGAGCACCGCGCCGUCAUCGGCCCUGAAUGCCGAUGCUGAUAUUUUCAAGAUGCUAACUAAGUGUUUGUUAGGCUAGAAUGUUUCUAAGCAUAUGUUAUGACCAAAGUUGAUCAACACUACUAUGGCUAUAAAAUUAUUUAUUUGAGAUGAACUGUACUGUACAGAGAGAGAGAGAGACAAUAGAUCUUGAUAUACCUCGUCAACUCGUUUAGCAGCUGCUUCAUCUUCACCCAAGGUCUGUCGGCCUGACGUUCGUUUUUAUUUUUAUUUUUUAAGGUCGGGAGAACUACCGUAGGAUGUAGUGAAGUGACCAAGGCCUUGUUGAUUUCUUAGAUGAAGGCUUUCCAAGGAAUAUCUGCCAACAACACCUCAUCAGAGCAUCAUAUAUCUGAGCACAUAAAUGAACAAGCCAUUUCAAUUUCGUUCCCAUCUCUUGAACAGUGUUUGUGCAAAGAUUUCGGAGUUAGCGUGGCCUAAGCGAUAGUUCAGUGUGGCGUUUAGGCCUUUUUUUUUGUGUGUUUGUGUGUGCGUGUGUGUGUGUCCAUCAAUGUUGAAGGAUUAUUUGUUGAGCUCGUCUUAAUAGCUUCUUUCUCUUGGUGGUCGUCAAUUUGAAGCAUAUUGUCGGCUUAUUUCACUGCCUCCAUCGUCGUCGUUGUUGUUAUUAUUAUUAUUAUUAUCUGGCAACUUAUGAGCAAUAGUUUUCUUUUGGCCUUUUUUGUUUGUUUUAUUGAAUAGACAAUCACUGUCACAAGGGCUUUUGUUUCCCUGGAAUGUGUUUGGUUUUCCUUUUGGUCUUAACUCUGUGACAGAUGACCUGAAGACUAAACGAAUGGCUCUGUGUGUUUUGGGCAUUUUAAACCGUCUGUGUCAACACAAAUGCACUGGAUUGCCUUUGACGGCGUCUCAUCAAAUGCCUUUUUCGACCCAUGCCUUCCGUCAUUUCAGUUGGACUGCAAAGUGGCAAAAGUAUUAGGAGCAACUCGCGUUCAUCCCGUUUGAUACCACGAACCACAGUCGGUCGAUGACAAUAUUUAAUCACAAAGCAAAACAAAAAAAAUGCCCCUAAAAAGGGAGAGCGAUAUUUGCUUUGGCCGAUAUGUUUUGUCUAUUAGGGAUGGCAUUUGACUUAAAUUUCCUUUUUCCGCUCUGGGAGAAAAUCAAGGUUAAAUAAUAGAUGUCUUUUCAAAUAACAUUCAAGAGGUGACAGGAGAUUCUUCCGGCAUGUUCUGAACUCCCGUGACUGUGUAGCGUAAUUUGUCGUAGCUGGUGUUAUGCUCUUUAGAGAGCAGCACUAGUUGAGACUGAAUGAACAGCGCCUCUCGGUUUCCACCCACGAGUGCAUGGCGUUGAACCUUAAGUGUUUCUAGAGUUGUUUAAUCGGCAAUCAAUUCCACACAAUUGUCCCCAGUGCUGAUUUCAGGAAUAGCAGAAAUCCAAAUACGUACUUUUUGGUGUGUUUAUUUUUUUUAAUUGUUUGAUUUUGUUUUUUGGGGGUCUCUUCAUCCCAUUUCUGGUACUAAACAUACUAAAUGCAUACUAAAGAUGAUUGUAUUGCAGCUGUUAGGAGCGCAUUUUCUUUCAAUUUGUCGUCAUUUGCUUCAUCUGCUGGUCGUGAUAACUUUAUACAGUAUCCACUGCUAGUCAGGUGGCACAAUUGUAAACAUUAGGUAACCAGAUGGGUGAUGAGGACUGAGACUUGUUUGACUCACCCCCGCCCACCCCCAGACCCCUCCUUACUUACGAUUGAUUACAAUUGACACAGACUCCGGUCCAGAGGAGUCAUUGCUGUUUAGCUGUUGCUGUUGAGAUAAAAUUCACCUUUUAUUAUUCUCUUGGGUUAUGAAUAUAUUGGUGCAUCAUUUGUUUGCGAUCUCAGGAUCUGAGCUUGAAACAGCAAGCAAAAUUAAUGAACCCAUCACAAUUCAGCAGGAUAACUAGUAUUAGUUUUUUUUGGUGGUGGUGUUGUUGUUUUUUUUUUAAUGGAUGGGAUGGUCCAUGAAAUUUGAUUCCCUUUUUAACCUUAAUCCCACAGCACUUAAUUAGUCAAGCACGCACUUUCGUACAUUCAGGUUCUAAGUGUGCAAAAUGGAGCAGCUGUAAUGUAUGUACUUACUGUAUGUUUACAUGCAUGUGUGUUGCUGCUGAAUUACAGGAAUGGUCGGCUAGUUGUUGACUUAGUGCAUUGCAUUGAUUAGCAAAUAGUGUCCCCGAUCAUUCGAGGCACUGUGCACUGCCCACUGGCUUUUCAAUCUUUGUGUGUGUGUGUGUGUGUACGUGUGCGCGUGCGUGUGUAAGAGAGAGGGAAUUCUCCUAGUGUCUGCACCUUCUUCCCCCAUCUGCAGGCCCGAGACAUUUGGAGUAAAGUGUGCCAAUACGACACACACCAUGAGCGGCCUCCUUAAAAACACCACACAAGCUGGCUAUUUGGAAGUGCUUGUCCGUUCUGGCAGGGAUGAUCCCCACCCCCCACCCCUCUAAUGAUGUCUAAAUGUGACCAGUAAACAGAGUUGCCUCCCUGCAAGUAUACAAUCUUUUUGUUUGGGAGCUAGUGUUCUUGUACAUGAUUUAUGGAUGUGUUUGUGUGCGUUUGUGUGUGUCAGUCAGUAAUAAUAAGUGCAUGUUGAUUUAGAAAACAAAAAAUAGCUGGUUGGUCCAAUAGUAGCAAUAGUGUGAGUGUGUGAUUGAGUGCAGCACAAACAUUGCCAUCCGCUUCGGCCAAGUCAUAGUUGCCAGUGCUAAGACUUAAAAUACAUUUAUGUGGGUUUCAGUGCAUUCCCAACAAUUGCCAAAACCUGCAUAAUGAGGAUGGGGAAGCCUGCCACGACAGCACCAAUUGAUUUAUGCAUUUAUUCAGGCCGUUUACAGUCUGACCAUUCAAUCUGAGCCAUGACUGAUGAUGGAUGUCAGGUUUGGGGUUUUUCCCCUCAAGCGGGAGGACUGGAAGUAGUGGGAAAUGCCUGGUAGCAUGUACUGUAAACCUCUUGUUUUAGAGUGUGUGUUGUGAUCUACCGUGCACUGAGGAGCUAGCUGCAUUGAAGUCAUUUAUUGCUUCCAUUGAAUUUUAGUGCAGCCAACAAUGGAUACGUGGGACAAUUUGACAUUGGUUUAAUAGAGAAUGCCUUAUCAAGCGGGACAAAAAGAAAACAAUACAAAGAAAGGUCUACAAUAGAAUACGGUCUCUAUAUUUGACAAAAAUGCACCUAAGGAACACCCAUUUAGUGCCAUUGAAACCUUUAUUUGCCUUCUGAUGUAACUCAUAUUGGUCAGUAACGUAUUCCUAAUAGGCAGGAUUAUCAUAAUUAUAGCGUUCGGACUUGCAUGUCUUUAUACCAUCUCAGACUACAGUAAAAUAAAUAUUUGGAUACUUUCGCCACAAAUAGUCUGUCAGUAGGGUUUUAUAAUUGGGCACCAUAAUUUUGAUAUGAGCAGAGCAAUCCCAUGGUUGUUUGUUUAGCAAGGUGAGUGCGCGCGCGCGUGUGUGUGUUGUGUUUCCGAAUUUAUUUGUUGAUGUCAUAACAAUUUGGAGGGGGGGUGUUUUUUUUUCAGAAUUAGUUUACCUCUACGGAUGUGUCGGUUCUUACUUGAAACAUUGCUGAUCUAUAACGACAACAGGAAAAAAACGGCAAAUUUCGAUUCAACUGAUCCAUUGUUGAGCCUUUUGCCCUAAAAAGCAUUAAAAAAAUUAAUAUAAAUAAUUUUUUUGGUCCCUGGAAAUACCUGACACAUUGCAUCGCCUCUAUGUGGUCACAACCGACGAGACCGCUAAAAAAAAAAAAAGGGCAACGUUGGUCUUUAGGUGUCAAGAAGCACACAGAUUUGUCACGGUAGCACAUAUCUGAAGGUUGCCACGGCAAAGAGAUUGUCCCGACAGGAGGAUAACGCCAUAUUUGCCACUGUGAAUGAAUUGAGAAAGACUUUACUUGGAAACAAUCAACCUAGGCUUGUCCGUUACGGCCACGGGGGCUUCGAAGUGGUGCUCCUCACAUUAUUCAUUCAGAAAGAAAAUAUAGUAAUAAAGUAAUGACUAUUUUAGAUUAGAAGAAAAAAAGUGCAGCUCCACGAAGGAGUCCAUCUCUCCAUGAGUUGUGUAAUUCUGCUUAAACCAGCCUAAAUGGGAAAUGUACUGUAUAUUAGCGGAAUUGUCACUAGCUUGCGUUUUCUACCUUUACCAAGUCGCUCCCUGCUGCACCUUGUCGUACUUUUUAUUGGACCUGCAGUUUUACCUCAUCCUGUGUAUGACGAAGCUUGCUAUAACUAUAACCUUUUGCGACCCCCCUCUCCCCCAUCUUUUUUUUUUUUAAAGAAAGGAUAAAAAGUCAAGAAUGUUUUUUGCCAUGACAGUCACCAUUCAUUUACUGGUGCAUGUCAUACAAGAUAAUAGGUGUUGUCUCACUGUAGGAAGGCAGCUGUUUGAUUUUACCAAUUUCUCUCCCAUGCCUUGAAGACUUGGUCAUUAGCCAUGACUCCACAUUCCUUUCCCCUCCAUAUCAGUAGGACCUGUGUACUAUCAAGCACAGUGAUGGCACGGUGCCUUUUAUUUGUUACUACCGAAAGGUACGGUCUUCCAUUUGUAUUUCCCGGAAGCCUUAUACGAUGGGGAAAAUGAUAUUUCGAUCAGCAUCCAGCCCCUCACAAUUUAUCCUCUGCGAUCGGAUUCUUUUGGUUUUGGUUAUUCGGUGAUGAGGGUGGGGUCAAUUGCACAUUUGGGACAGUUUUUCGGGCACAUCCAGCAUGUGAAUGGAUUGGGAUCAAACGAUAUGAAAGCACAAAUCCAAAGAAGGCACCACAAAGCUCUGUUCACACUCCCAAAACCUUGUAUGAGGGAGACCUCAAGGACAUAUUUUGGUACAGAUGAGGUUUGACUAUUGGAUGCAGUAUUACCCCACCGGCCUUUACCACCUUGACACCGGGCUUGUAGCAAAACAGAUACCUUCGGGAAGGGGAAAAAAAUGCCCUCUUGAUAAAAUGACCUUCCAAAAUUAAACGAUAGCAUCACCCGCACCCUUCAGUGUGUUUGUUACGCUGAUGCUCGAUCACAUUGAGCAGUCGGACGACCACCCGACAAAUCGGUGCAUCCCAAGCUUGACUGUCAGUCACACAAACUGUAGAAAGACAACCGUGUGGAUUCUCUGAGCUGCUUCAGGGCCUCCUCAAACUCUUCGGUAUCCUUUGACGAUUGUGCGGCUUCGCGACACAAAGCAGAGUCACGUCAUUUGUUGUGUUUGCGAACCGAUUGUUGAUUUGUCAUUUAGGCUAGGGCGAGUACAAGUAGGGUUGCAGUAGUAGCCAGUGUGCAGUGUUAAUAGCUGUGUGAAUCGUACUCUAGAAGUGACGUAACGUGUCGUCUUAACUGAGGCAUGAAUCUUCUUCAACUGACCUCGUUUGGAAAUAGACAAAAGAUCAAAGUGCAAUAACCUUUUGUUUAUCGUUGCUUCCUCUGUGGAUUUAUUUAAUAUGCUUUUAAGUUGAACACCAAAAGUCACUUCGGCUGUAGCAAAUAAAGGAUUUCCUCUUGUUUGUGUUCAGAGCGGUGGCGUUUGACUGUGGAGUGUGUAUGUGCUAUUUCGUUCUGAAAACGUUGAUCCAGCUUUGACGCGCCGCCUGCUUGGAGGAAGCACCUUGUACAAGUUGGCUGGUAAACGGGAUGGGGAGGCGUGCGUGCGCGCGCGUGUCCUCAUGGUAGACACUAUUGUACUUUGGAAUCUUUUAUUCCUCCACUUCUCGUUUCUAGCUGGUAGACAUGUUCCUUUGCAUGUGUAAAUGUAUAUGCAUCUUCCUCCUUGAAUGAAACAUUUCUGCCCCCUCCCAAAAAAAACGAAAAAAAAGAUGUUCGGUCCUGCUGUCUGUGAUAUAUGCGGAUAAAAGGAGUAUUGAAAAUGCCUUAUUUGUGUUAAUGUUGAGCAUUAAGAGUUCUUGCGUGUUCCUCCCUUUUCAGCGUGUAGCCUAAAGCUUGUACAGUCCAACUCUUGAGAUUUCUAUCUACUGUAUAGCCUACUGUAAGUGUUUCCACACUUUUAUUACCUAGAGUUGAUUGUCCUUUUUUAAUUUUUUUUUUUCUCCCGAGAAACAUUCCCCUCGAAAGUGCCGUUUGUUUUCACCAGCAGAGGAGCAGUGUCUUUUGGGGGAAGUGAAGAAGGAACACUUUGCUUGCGUUCAUUGUUGAACUUACAAUGAAAACUUAGGCUGGAUUUACACUGCAUAGUGUGUGUCACACAAUUACAAUUUAUUUUUUAAAUGUAUGACUACUUUGAAUGUGUCUUGGCAAUGCAAAUUAAAAAAAAAAUCACCAUGGAAUCGAAUCUCCUGAGAUCAGAUACGGGCAUUUAACUCAAUUUCCUUGAUUGACAAUGGGGGAAAAAUAGCAAUUCAUUCAUUGCUAUUCAUCCAUCCAUACAUUUUCUAUGCCACUUAAUCCUCAUGAGGGUCAUGGGCGAGCUGAAGUCCCAGCUGACGUCACCCUUGGACUCGUUGCCAGCCAAUCACCGAGCACAUAUAGAAACCAACCAUUGACCACUCCCAUUCGCAUUCCCACCUUCAUUCAGGAUUAUUGUUAAUUCAUGCAUGUUCUGAGCUACUGUUUGAUGCCUUUGCUCUAUUGAGCCGAGUAAAGCUGCCCAGAGGAGUUAUGUGGAUGUAGCUCAACAUCCCAUAGCUAAUGUGAUCAUCUUCUUCUCCAGGCAACAAACUAUAGUUGAGUGAAUCAACGUCUGCUGUUUGCAGCCAAGUGGUGCAUUCUGUUUUGCCCGCAAAUACAUCCCGAAACAUGAAAUCAACGAUUAGUUCCGCACGGGCACCACGUUGUGCCCCUCACCAAUUCUCAUCCAAAUCUUAUUUGAUAUGAAUGGGAUAUCUGCCAAUAAUUAAGAGUUGAUCAGAUCAAAUCAAACCAAGCAGUGUCCAAGUAUGCCAAUUAACACAACCACGGCAAAUCACAUUUACAGUGAAAUCUCAAAAGUGCACUGGAUACAAGUAUACAUUGGCAUUGACCCUUUGCAAUGUAAAUCCAGCCUGAUAGAAAUAAGGCCGCGAGGAUUAUUUUUGUGUUUUUAAUUUUUUUUCUUCAACCUUUUUACUGCGUGAUGGAAGUCCUCACCGUGCUUGAUUCCUCUCUAAAGCAGAGCCAUAAUGGAGAAGUUGUCCCUUAGGAGCCCCCCUUGAAUGUGUAACGAGGAAUAGCCUACUGUAGGAAAGGAUGUAUACUUGCAUGUCCUGUGACAUUUUCGAAGCGAUUGUCCGUCGUUGUUUUGUUUAGUCACUGUAGUAGAUGUUGCCACCUCAUUGAUGCUCACGAGCUAUUAACAAUCCUCACAACUGGACUUGAAGCAGGCGCCGAUCGGCUGCUCAGGCAGCCUUAAGUCGAAGACGAACCAGGUCGAAGAUAGGUUGCCUGUUUUUACCUUGGAGUGGCUUAUCUGGGGACAGACAAGGGAGCCCUUAUCAGGAGUGGAAGGACUCUGAAUCAGGGCAAUGUGAUGAGUUACAAUCAGCUAAUUUCACAGUGCACCUUCGCAUUGAAGAAUUGUACCCAAAAGAAAAGUUGGCGCAUUCACCCAACAUUCCAAAGUGGAACUCCAUAUUCCGCGGUCCUGUCUGUCUGAAGAGGCUUGUUGUUUUGCUUUACGGGUGAAUGAAGUGGGCUCGUGCGCGCCCGUGUGCUUGUGUGCCUGCGUCAAUGACAGGGUUCCCUAGAUUACCUCAUUUACAAAAUCUGCAAAUCUACUUUGUUCUACUGUGCGCUAAAGGAGUCAAUGCCAUCACCAGCAGCAAGGCCUGUGAUGACAAACAGGACCCAACCGAUGAGUUGAAAUUAAGAGAAUUAGAAACGGAGAGACUCGUAAAGACGAGCUUUGGUAUGGUUUGUGUUUCUUUGGAGGCUGAGUGAAUUGGCACAGCAGCUCGUCGAGUCCAGCGCUUGCAGAAUUUUUUUGAGAACCCAAAUGUUAAGCGGGGGGGACAUCCCCGAUAGUUGUUGAGGGUCUGUACCUGAUUGAACAUUUUUUUUACUCUCCCCACACCCCACCACCGUCGUUCGGAACGAGUCUUUACUCUCACUUUUCAACUGUCAGUUGACAAAUUCAGACAGUGGUCAAAAGUACGCAGGACAAAAGCUGCUGCAGCACUGCUGUUCUUAGAAAACAUAUCGAAUGUAACAAUGAUUGGGGGGGGGGGGUCCUUUCCUGAUGUUGGCGAGCAAAACGUUGUGGAGUUACGUCAGUUAAACCCAUCAGUUAUAUAUAUUAUUUGAAUUAAGAUCACAGUAAUUAUUUGGGUGUGUUGUUCUUCAGUCAAUACAAAAAAAACCCAAAAAUUCAAAUUCAUGCUUUACAUUGGGUCGCAAAGAUAUAAUCUGUUUUAUGAGGAAGCAGUUUAUUUGCAUUGAUUUAGCUUUGAUGUACUUGAAACUAGCGCACUUCAGAUUCGACCGGCCCAUAGUGUCAACGUUUUUUUUCCGAACUUGACAGCUGAACCGACUCUUCGAGACGAGCUGCCGUACUACAAGUCCACUCGCCACCUAGUGGAUUGAAGCGAACCGCGGCGUUUGCAAUACUUGCUGUUCUCCGUAGCAUUUCUCCUACCUCCUUGUUUUUGCAGCUUUGACUAUGGUUUUGUCUCUCCACUUUGUUCCGACUAGAAGAGCUCGCCGGUAUGGGAAUAAAAUCCGAUUUUUAUCCUAAGCAAUGGUAGUUUCAAAGAAUUGUGUGCUUGUUUGUGUUUGUACGUCGAGGGGAAUUAUGAGAAGCAUUUAUACGACUAAACACCACUGGAAUGUGAAGCCAGACAAUGUUACGAUGCAGAUUAUGAUGAUAGUCCCCUUUAACAUUUAAGUAGCGCACAGCUGAGUCAUCCUGUCGAAAAUCGGUAACCACAUAUUGGCUUUUAUUUACCCCGCAAUCACUUUUUUUUUUUUGUCUCUGGCUGUAACUGUAACUUCGUUCUGGAACAGUGUUGAUUUCCCGGCACAGUGGAAGAGGGUGGAUUUGUGAUUCGGCGCCAAAGGCGACACCUUGAGCGCCCUCUGUGCCGUUUGCCUUUUGAAUCCAUCCGCCCACUCUGCGGUCUGAUAGAAACCAUAUUGUGCUCAGUAGGUGUCCUGUCCUGCCCAGUUCCAACACACUGCGUUCGGUUUGAUGGCGAGGCGGACAGGACAAGGUUUGAGGUUCAAAUUCCACCCUUCCAACCUAAUGCAUCUGCUCCCGUUGUAGGACAGGACCAAUCCGCCCCCAUCUGCCCCCCCACUCUCACCCACCCCGCUGCCUCACCUAACCCCUCAACCAGUUCAUAUUUUACUCUCUUUAGUUUAUUCGACAAUGCAAUCCUGAAAGCACUUUGCCUUGUUAUUCCUUUGUGUGAACAUCUGAAUGAUGAUUUGUUACAAAAAGAAAAUGUUAAAUAUGUAAAUUAUCAUUCACUGUUUUGGAAAAACCUGCAUUUGUCUUUCUGACAUUAAAAGAAAAAAAACAAUUUAGUGACAUUCAAACCUAUGAAUCUAUUUUAUAAAAUGUUUGCUGCAGCCAAUUGGUCUUGUCAUUCAGUAUUGUGGCUUAGGGUUGUUUGUGUUGAAUAAAGUGAUAUUGCUAAAUAUUUA